UUAAUAGAGCGUGAAAUGUUGCUCUCUUCUAACACAUUUAAGAAUUCGACAUGUAAAAUGCGAAUAGUUAUUGGAUCGAUCACCGCAGUUCUUUUGCUUUUAUUGCAAAACUCAAAUGCCGAAAUUCCCGGUUGCGACUUCUUUGACACCGUAGAUAUUUCAAAAGCGCAAAGGUUCUCGAACGGAUCGUACCUCUACGAAGGCUUGCUGAUCCCCGCCCACUUGACUGCUAAGUAUGACUACAAGCUCCUGGCCGACGACUCGAAGGAGAAGGUGGCGAGCCACGUACGAGGAUGUGCCUGCCACCUUAGGCCCUGCAUCCGGUUUUGCUGCCCCCAGUACCAAAAGAUGAAUAUGGGCGUGUGCUACGGCGACAUGUCAGAGGACGAGCUGAACAAGCACGAUCCCUUCGUGAACGUGACGCUCAGCGACGGGUCGGUGGUCAGGAGACACUUCAAGGAGGACCUGAUCGUGCAGUCGGACCUGGCCAAGCCCGGAUGUCCCCGGAUGUACUUUAUGAAUCACGAACUGCCGGGCAACGAAUUCACGCUGUUUGAGAAUGGAUCUCUUCUGCGUCACUGGGACAAUGCGGAACUGAGCAAGCGGGAGUACUGUGUCCAGCAUCUUUCAUUCACAGGUGAUAGUAUCCGAAUUGCACCCCACUUCUGUCCACUUUCGUCUGAGCACUCGAGAACGUGGAAGACCGUUGCGAUUGUGAUAUCCAUGAUAUGCAUAGUCCUAACGAUCAACGUGUACCUCUAUGUCAAGAAGCUUCGCAACCUGCAGGGAAAGUGUUUCAUUUGCUACUUGGCCUCCUUGUUCCUCGGCUAUCUCUUCCUGCUCCUCAACAUGUGGAAAUACUCCUCCCACUUCUGCGUUACAGCAGGGUUCAUGGGCUACUUCUCCGUCAUCGCCGCGUUCUUUUGGCUUUCUGUCAUCAGUCUUACUCUCUGGAAUUCGUUUAGUGGCAACUCCGGCUGGCUGAACCGUUUCUUGCCACAGGAUCGGUUCCUUUCUUACAACUUAUACGCCUGGGGCAUGGCGCUGCUCCUGACUGCAAUAACAUAUAUAGCUGACCAGGUGGUUGAUGACGAGAAUUUGAGACCCCGCGUGGGCGUCGGAAAAAGUUGUUGGAUCUACACUGGGGAUAUGACUGUCAUGAUCUACUUCUAUGGUCCGAUGCUGUUGCUAAUCGCUUUCAACAUAACAAUGUUUGUCCUGACGGCUUUUCGUAUAAUGAAAGUGAAGAAGGAAGCCCAAAACUUUACUCAACAGCAAAACACAACCAAUAGGCUCAACUCGGACAAGCAGACUUACACCCUAUUCCUGCGACUCUUCAUCAUCAUGGGCUUGUCGUGGAGCUUGGAAAUAGUCUCGUUUUUGUUGAGCAAAAAGCAGGCUUGGGCCAAGGCUUUUAUGGUGGCUGACUACUUCAAUUGGUCCCAGGGCACCAUCAUAUUUGUGCUCUUUGUUCUGAAGCCCAGCACACUGAAGCUCCUGAAGGAACGACGUGCCAUCAAAGCGAGAUCCAAGCAACUUCUACCCGGAUAUGCACAGAUGUUAUUAGACACGAAUACUCGGCAUUGAGGAUGAAAUCUCAGGGAAAUCCUUUUCGGAGCAGCACUUACACUCUCUCGUAGUAUUAAUUUUUAAAAUGGGUACUGCUUGUACUGCCUCAAUUUCUAAAUAUUCAUUUAAAGAACUAAAAAUAAUUUUAUAAUGACUUGUUAUGACAAUGACUAACUAGAAAUCUAAAUUCCUGCAUUUUUUUUUAUAAAUUACGAUUAAUUCCUACCACAGAAAAGUGUUUCUAGUGACUUUAAAAUAUUACUAAUUUAGGAUGCUAAUAAUAAAAUUAAAGAUUGUGAAUCAAGAGAAACUAAAAUUCCUGACUAUAAUUAAGUUGAAUAAAUGAGAGGAACAUACAUA
Drosophila sechellia is the source of this 1929-nucleotide messenger RNA. Its product is annotated as probable G-protein coupled receptor Mth-like 3. Lineage: Eukaryota; Metazoa; Arthropoda; Insecta; Diptera; Drosophilidae. The transcript is spliced from 8 exons. Gene Ontology annotation, cellular component: plasma membrane. Gene Ontology annotation, molecular function: G protein-coupled peptide receptor activity. Bases 16 to 1587 code for a protein of 523 amino acids. Gene Ontology annotation, biological process: G protein-coupled receptor signaling pathway; cell surface receptor signaling pathway. The record is from RefSeq and is a predicted model, not a curated record.